This is a messenger RNA of Puccinia triticina, 1527 nucleotides long. RefSeq lists its product as uncharacterized. The record is from RefSeq and is a predicted model, not a curated record. Gene Ontology annotation, biological process: base-excision repair, AP site formation; base-excision repair; nucleotide-excision repair. NCBI's taxonomy places the organism in Eukaryota, Fungi, Basidiomycota, Pucciniomycetes, Pucciniales, Pucciniaceae. The transcript has 3 exons. Bases 1 to 1527 code for a protein of 508 amino acids. Gene Ontology annotation, cellular component: nucleus. Gene Ontology annotation, molecular function: damaged DNA binding; 8-oxo-7,8-dihydroguanine DNA N-glycosylase activity.
AUGAUGGCCGCGUCAGACGAUUUACCACGCUCAACCAGUCCACUCUCUCCAGUUUCCUCGCCUCCACACAGCGAAGCAGGGCGAGAUAGCCCCAGUGACCUGAUCACCCCCGUUCGUUUCUUCCCUAUUUCCAGAGCUGAACUCAGUCUGCCGGCCGUAUUGAAGUGCGGGCAAACUUUUAGAUGGAACCGAACUCAACUCGUCCUCAAACCAUCUACAUCCGAUAUCGACAGCAGCGAUGACCGUCAAGACCGAAAGCUUAAAAAUGAAGAUGAAGCAAAGAAUUUAAACAUCGCUCCCCAUUCAGAACUCGUUGAAUGGAGUAUGGCCUGGAUUGAUCGUACUGUAGUGUUGCGACAAGAUGAUCAGGGAAUCUAUUACACCGCGUUAUAUAGACCGACUCAGACGGGGGAAUAUAACAACGAUUGCAAUUUGAAUACGACUUACAGCUUGUUAAGGGCUUACUUCGUCUUGGACGUCUCGUUAGCCAGCUUGUACCAAGAUUGGUCUGAACGUGACCCGGUCUUCUCGAGUAAAGUCUCAUCAGGAGAGUGGGAUGGCUUACGCGUCGUUCGGCAGGAUGGCUGGGAGACGAUGAUAUCAUUCAUUUGUUCAGCCAAUAACAACAUCCCUAGGAUAUCUUUAAUGCUCAGCCGGCUCUGUGCUGCGUUCGGGAACCCCAUGCCACGGCCACCUUUGGGCGUCACCCUUCCGAGCAAGUUUGGAUGCCAGAAUGUGGAAGCAUACGAUUCGAGCUCGCCACUUUUGGAAUUGUACUCAUUUCCACCUCCUGUACGGUUAUCUCAGGCCGAUGUUAUCGAAAAAUUGAAACUGCUCGGGUUCGGAUAUCGUGCCAGCUACGUUCACAAAACCUCGAUCAAGCUAUGCGAAAUCGCACUCGAAGCCCGGAAAGACAACCACUGGCCGGGCUUUCCCAAUCUUGAUUGUAGGUCGACUUUUAAGGAAGAUGAGCAAAAACCAGAUCUUCUCAAGCCAAAAAGUUUUGAACCACAAGAAUUUCUGGACUUCUUAGCCUCUCAAACCUAUGAGCUUGCCCACUCCAACUUGGUCAAUCAAUUUCCAGGGGUAGGCCCUAAAGUAGGCGACUGUAUCUGUUUAUUUGGUCUAGGAUUUGUUCAUGUCGUCCCAGUGGACAUCCAUAUUUACAAGAUCGCCUUACGAGAUUACCAACUCGACCUCUCGCCCUCCAAAAAAAGCACGAGCCCAGCCCGGCCAAGUGCCAAAAACAAGAAACAAGCCGUGGCUGACCAACAAUCUUCAUCGCGAAGAUCCGCGCCCUCGUCUAAAAUCUCUCCGAACAAGAAGCCUGCUCUUGCUAAACAAGUCCCAUCCAAUCACACCCCAGUCAAGAAACGUAAAUCUUCCAAUCCAACCUCCCCUCCGCCACCUCUCUCCCGCCCAAACUACCUCAAAAUUCAAGACUUUUUCCACUCAACUUGGGGCCCUUGGGCAGGCUGGGCCCAACAGAUCCUCUUCCUAGCCGAUCUGAGUAAAGCUCCCAGUUAG